Molecule: messenger RNA, 387 nt
Organism: Macrosiphum euphorbiae (potato aphid)
Lineage: Eukaryota; Metazoa; Arthropoda; Insecta; Hemiptera; Aphididae
Source: the annotation of a GenBank genome assembly
AUGGCACGUCGAACGGUAUGGAAACCCCGGAUUCCUAGACAGUUAAUCGCAUUAUUAAAUUUAAUCAAUCAUUACCCGAUAUUGCGAGCUGCUGUCAAAUCAUUUAGUGAACGAUUUAAUCAAUUUAAAAUGUAUAGUGACAAUUUCGGUUUUCUAUACAAUAUUGGUGAGCUCCAAAAAAUAACUAAUGACGACCUUAUGAAGAGUUGCUUAGAUUUACAAAAUUAUCUAAGUGACGGAGAAUUAUGUGAUAUAGUUGCUUCUGAAUUGUAUGAAGAGUUACUAGUUUUUCGUCAUACAAUGAAAGAAGAUUCUACGCCAAUAGAAGCACUCAAGCACUCAGUUUUUAAAACAAUUCCUGGUGCUUUUACAUUUUUCCUAACAUAG